Messenger RNA from Aspergillus versicolor CBS 583.65, 1175 nucleotides. RefSeq lists its product as uncharacterized. Bases 114 to 902 code for a protein of 262 amino acids. NCBI's taxonomy places the organism in Eukaryota, Fungi, Ascomycota, Eurotiomycetes, Eurotiales, Aspergillaceae. The transcript has a single exon. The record is from RefSeq and is a predicted model, not a curated record. Gene Ontology annotation, molecular function: oxidoreductase activity.
AACAUCCCAUAUAUAUAUAUAUAUACUGUACCCCCUGCUUGUGGCGGAACCAUGUCGGCCAUUAUUACCUUCCUACUCUUAUCUUCUUUUUUUGGGUCUUGGAUUUCGAAGUUAUGGCGCUAAAAUACGCUGACAAACUUCGCGGCAAGUCGAUUGUUAUUGUCGGUGGGACAUCAGGCGUAGGAUUUGCAGCAGCCGAAGCUAGCCUCGAGUUCGGUGCAAGCGUGGUGGUAGUUAGCCGGACCCAGGAAAACGUUGACAAGGCCGUGAAGAGGCUCCAGGCCUCUUAUCCAGCUGCAGCCAUAAAUGUCCGGGGCUACGCCUGCGAUAUAUCCAGCGAGCAAGCAGAGGCAGACAUCUCUAGGGUCUUUGACUUCGCCACUGAUAAGGGAACAAAACCUGUCGAUCAUGUCAUCAGCACUGCUGGCUCAUUUCCAAACCCGAUAACCCUUGCCGAAGCAACACCCAGCAGCCUCAUCGCAGCCAGCCAGUAUCACUUCAUCGGGGACUUAAUGCUCGCUAAGGUAGCGGUCAAGUACCUCCGACCUGGCUAUACCUCCUCUAUCACCUUAACUGGUGGUGCCGGCACAUACAAGCCUCCCCCCGGUUGGCCACUUUGGGCCGGCGUUGGAGGGGCAAAAGACGCGCUGACUCGGAGCCUCGCCCUGGAGCUGAAACCGAUUCGCGUGAACCUCGUCUCUCUUGGUGCAAUCCAAACGGAAUUAUUCGACCGGGCUAUGGCAGGUUGGGGUGAGGAAGCUAUUCAGGCAGCAAAGAAUGCUUCUGUGCUAGGAAGGAUUGGCGACCCGGGAGACGCUGCCGAGACUUUUCUUGCCAUAAUGAGGAAUCAAUUUAUGACGGGAACUAUCAAUGUUGUUGAAGGGGGUGCUUUGCUUAUCUAAAUCAAAUAUGUUAACUAAGUUAGUCAACUGCACCAUGUGCUGCAUAUCCCUGAAUUAGAUAGCGUCAUCUAGUAAGGAGCCCGACGCCGCCUUUGGAGGUUUCGAUGGAGUCUCUGCAACAAUUCGACAAAGAAGGUCAAUCUCUUGUUGGCCUGAUCUAACAUGCGUCAUGGUGCGCAUGCAGGAACACCUAAACAACACCAAGUUCGGUAAACCGCAAUUCAUUAUUUAUGAUCGUAUGCAAAUUAUUCCGAUCACGAGAGUCGAGCCGCA